CUACCACAAACACCACACAAAAGACCCCCCAAGAUUCACCAAAUAAUCCGAACAAACGACAUCGAAAUCACAUUUAGAAGAAGAAGGAAAAGCGAAAGAAAACAAUGCAGCCCCCGCCCAAGCCCCUCCUGAUCCUCUACUCCCACGGCCGCCAGCCCCCGCUCGACCCGCCUCCGGACCUCAAGUACGACCUACGCAGCAUUCCGAACCCGCCGAAAGCGCUCCGAGACGUCAGCGACGGGCGGUCGAAGCGGCUGCGUGAGCACCUGCUUUCGGAGGAGAAGUUCGUGGCGAGGCUGGAGCAGGUGGAGGCGGAUGUUAGGAAGGGGGUCGCGGAGAAGGUUGAGGGGUUGGGGGAAGGGGAAGGUGAGGGGAGGAGGAGGAGUCACGAUGGGGAGACGGAAUCUGGGGGGAUUGAUGUGGUUGUUGAAGAGGGGAGUGGGGAGGAAGAAGGUGCUGGGGAUACUGGAGACGUAGAAGAAGAAGAGUCACGAAGUAUUGUCUUUCGAGUGGGAUGUAACUGCGCCUUGGGCCACCAUCGCUCCGUCGCCUUCGUCACUGAGCUAGCAGCGAGGCCCUGGCCUAAAGACUGGGAAGUGCAAGUCGUGCAUCGAGAUCUGGAAAAGAAGAGGACAGGCGGAUCGCGGUCGAAGCAGAAGAGUGCUUGGAAGGGGAAGAGGAGGGAGCAUGUGAUGAGCGUGGCGGAUGAGUGGCACACUUGA
Molecule: messenger RNA, 722 nt
Organism: Aaosphaeria arxii CBS 175.79
Lineage: Eukaryota; Fungi; Ascomycota; Dothideomycetes; Pleosporales
Exons: 1
Coding region: 105-722 (205 amino acids)
Source: RefSeq, a predicted model, not a curated record